Messenger RNA from Temnothorax curvispinosus, 870 nucleotides. RefSeq names its product protein takeout-like. The transcript is spliced from 3 exons. NCBI's taxonomy places the organism in Eukaryota, Metazoa, Arthropoda, Insecta, Hymenoptera, Formicidae. The record is from RefSeq and is a predicted model, not a curated record. The coding region runs from base 35 to 814 and encodes 259 amino acids.
UGACAUUUCGACGUAUCGACGAAUUAUUCUACGCAUGGAAUUCAUCGUAACCACAAUGAACACCAGCGCGAAUAUAUGUGCAUUCUUGUUUCUAACAAUUGGAUUCGUCGCAGGGAAAACUUGUGAUAUACCAUCGUUUCUGAAGAUAUGCCACCGCAACGAUCCGAAGCUGAACGAAUGCGUAAAGCAAAGCAUCGACUUGUUAAGACCUUAUCUGAAGGCGGGCAUUCCAGCAUUGAAAAUACCAUCCUGUGAGCCACUUCGCGUGCCACGGAUUGAAAUUAGCCAGUCAGCCGGUCCAGUUUCCAUCAGAUCGACGUAUACCGACAUUGAGGUUCAAGGUGGAACGAGUUUCAUCUUAAAAAGCGUUAAGGUCGAUGUCGAUGAUAAUCGCGUUAGGUUGAAACUAUACCUUCCACGUCUUAAGAUGAACGCUAGCUACAAUAUAGAAGGAAAUAUUCUGAUGUUGCCUAUAAACGGAAACGGAUUGAUGCGUGGUAACCUUUCGGAUAUUGACGUCAUAUCCACUGUCCAAGGCGAGCGUUAUCAAUCUCGAGAAACUGGUGAGACUCAUUAUCGGGUCACCGACUUGUACGUAGACUUCAACGUUGGACAAGCCAAUAUCCAUAUGGACAAUUUGUUCAACGGUGACAGUACUUUAUCCAAUGCCAUGAACCUCUUUUUAAACAACAACUGGGAUAUUGUGGAGGCCGAAAUUAAGCCAGCUCUCGAGAAUGCCGUUUCGGAUAUCUUUAAGACGUUCUCGAAUAAGAUUUACUCGAAAUUUCCAUUGGACACAUUGCUGCCACCUUAAACGCAUUUUCGUUUUGCACUUAUUCUUUGUAUGUAAAUAGAUUGUAGAAAUUAUUA